CACCGCAGGCUGUUGUCCUCCGACUUCUCUGUGGUCUGAGGACCAGAUUGAGGAAAAUGGGCCUGCUGAAUAUUAUCAGCUCUAUCAAAGACCGAGCUGAAAAGUUUCUAAAUGAGAAAAAUGUGGUGACAGAUAUUCUGGGAAAAAUGGAGGAGAAAACUGGGAUCAAGAAGAAGGUCAUUGCUCUUGGUGCCGUCUCGCUGACCGGACUCUACCUGGUGUACGGAUAUGGUGCCUCCCUCCUCUGCAACCUGAUUGGUUUUGUUUAUCCAGCUUAUUAUUCAGUCAAAGCCAUCGAAAGCCCGUGCAAAGAAGAUGACACAAAAUGGUUGACCUACUGGGUGGUGUACGGUGUCUUCAGUCUGGGCGAGUUCUUCUCUGAUAUUUUCCUCUACUGGUUCCCAUUUUACUACGCUUUUAAGUGUCUCUUCUUACUGUGGUGCAUGGCCCCAGUGUCCUGGAAUGGCUCACAGAUUAUCUACAACAAAGUGGUUCGGCCUGCCUUCCUUCGCCAUGAGGCCACGGUGGACAACAUGGUCAGUGACCUCAGUGGGAAGGCCAUGAGUGCUGCCGAGAACCUCACCAGAGAAGUCCUGACCACUCUGGUGAAGAACAAAGCUGUGAUCACACCAUCGCCACCUGUUGCUCAGUCUGAAGCUAAAAGUUUACCAAGUACAUCAGGAGAAACAUCCACAGCUAAAGUUGGUCCAUCAGAGAUGAACGAAGAAAGAAGAUUCUUUAGAUAGCAGCAGAGGAAGAGGAGGAGCCUUGGUGAGGAAGAAAAGGAGGGAAAGAGGGUUUUUCCUCAUCAUCCUGACAGAUUUCAACAGGAUUGUUACCUCUGUCAAAGAGACUGAUUUCCUUUUAAAAAAAAAAAAAAAAAAAAAAAAUCAUGUUAUAGUUGUGCAGCAGGACAUUGUGAAAAGCUAAAAUCUGAAAACAUCUUUUUUACUUCUUUGUUUAUAUUCAAGAUUUCUGGGAACAAUGCUGUUCUUUGUUUUUUUUGUUUUUUUUAAAUUAUUAAAUUUUUUCUAUGCAAA
Messenger RNA from Oreochromis aureus, 1040 nucleotides. RefSeq names its product receptor accessory protein 6 (gene reep6). The transcript has 6 exons. The coding region runs from base 57 to 746 and encodes 229 amino acids. The record is from RefSeq and is a predicted model, not a curated record. Lineage: Eukaryota; Metazoa; Chordata; Actinopteri; Cichliformes; Cichlidae.